AUGAAUGAUGACCAGAGCAUCCUCAUGUUCCUGGAGAUUCUGGCACCCGUCUACAGAUUCGAUAAGGAGUGUUUUAAAUGUGCUCUCGGGGUAGGCUGAAUUUCACUUUAUUUUAUUUGUUCUUGGUUUCAAAUAAAACAUAUAUAUCGAUAAGAUGCACUUUUGAAAUCCCAGAGGAUAAAAUUAAAGGGAUCUUUAAAUACUAAUGUCUUUAAGUAUUUUGUUCAUUAGUCCACUCUUAAUACAAUCUCAAAGAAUUGUGCAUGUCAACAGUCAAGUUUUCAAGACAGAGCACUUUCAGUAAAGAGCAAAAAACUGGGAUGAUGAUGCAUUUAGCAUCAUAUGAUUAUUUCCAAGGUUACAGUUGUUUUCUCAACAAUUCAAUUCUGUUGUUCUCAGACAGUGGAGUAAAUAAAGCCUGGGAUAUCAUGGUUGUAAUUUGGGUGAUUUCGUCCGUCUCGCUGCAGCCUUAAUGAAAUGACAGUUGCAUAGUGACCCCUGCUGGCCAUAAUGAACACAACAAUGACAUCAUUGAUGUAGCAGACAGGUGUUUUCAUUGUUAUGAGUUGGCACUUUGAAGCCGACAGACUGAACUCUCUGCUUAACUCUCAUUGUGUGUGUCUCUCUUUUCCUCUUGUUGAUUUGUGACUGAACUGAAGACAAUAAUCUCAAUGGUUCUUUCUCUCUUUCUUACUGAUAGUUGAGCUGGGUCAUCCAAGUAGAGCUAGCCAUUGGACCUGAGGAGGGCAUUAGCUACCUCACAGACAAGGGCUCGACUGUAAGUAGGAAAUGUUCAUAUUCAUAUUUAUCGUGUUGUGCAUCCUUGUCUUGCAUUUCCACACAAACAAGCACAGGCCUUACAGUUAUAUGACCUAUAUAGUUUUCAACCAAGGACAUCAAACUUUCUCAAAGAUAUUUAGGACCAUUACAUAGUGUGGUCUUCCUCAAAGAAGAACAUCUGGAACCAAACACUACUUGUAACCUAUGGACUAGUCGCUCUCUUUCCCCUCACUAUACAAUAUCUAUUUACCCUGAAAGUAUUGGUUUUCAAAGAGCAUUCCUAGUCAUUAUGUCAUGACGUCUUCAGGGGCUGAGGUAAUGAGAACGAGAGAGAGACUGUUUGUUAAGUAAGAGAAAUCCUCCCAAAAUCGCCCCUGGGGGUUUUUACCCACCAAACUGAGAGUAUCAGAUUUUCUUCUUGUUAAUUGACCGUGAGCCAAGGUUUUAAGAAAGGUUAUUUCUGGAAUCCAAGAGACCCCUCUUGUUCUGUAAGCAAACGAUACGCCAAAAACAUCCCUGUCAAGAACAAAAAUGUAGCAGCUUGAAAUGGAACGUUUCCAAUGAAAGAAUAGAUAGAUAACACAAAAUGCAGCUUCCCAAUAAAUAUUGUGACCAUUUAAAAAGUUAGUUCAACUUUACUUUUGGUAUCAUAAUUUGAAAUUUUCCUCUCACAAAAACACCUCUCACUGGGCACAGACAUCAAUUCAACGUCUAUUCCACGUUGGUUCGACGUGAUCUCAUUUAAAUGACGUGGAAACAACGUUGAUUCGACCUGUGUGUGCCCAGUGGACUGCUCUGUGAGCUAACGCACUGUAUGUGAAAUUAUAAUCUGCAGCACGGUUUAUGAUGUAAAAAAAAAAAACAUUUGAUGAAUUGAUUGAUUGAUUCAUUCCUCCCCUCCAGCCAACCCACCUUGCCAACUUCACCCAGGUGCAGACCAUUGGGUACUCCGUCAUGGAGGACAAGGAGAGGAAGGGCAUGCUGCAGCUCAACGUGGCCGGUGCUGCUGAGGUACCAAUCAACCCUGGUUGUGUCACAGAUGGCACCUUAUUCUUUAUAUAUGUAAGGAAUAGAGUACCAUAAGGAUGCACACAUAUCAUCAUAUCCCUUACCAUGAGGUUGACUUCAUCAACAUGACUCGACGUGUUUAAAAGGUGCAAAAACUUUUGUAAAUACUGCUCAUUUCACCCAUUAGAAAAUCACAUAUUUUCAGCCUGUUCCCCCCCACAUUUAGCUGAGCAGUGGACAUAAGUGUGCCAUUUCCAAAUGGUUCCACAUAGAGGUCUUCUUGUUGGGGAUGACUUUUACUGUAACAUACAUUCAUCCACUCGGGGCUCCGCCCUGUAUGAAUGGACCCUUUCAUUUGUGUUACUAGAGGAUGAUUAUAGUAUUGGGUUACUACUCUGUCUGUCAGCCAUAGAGGAUGAUUAUAGUAUUGGGUUACUACUCUGUCUGUCAGCCAUAGAGGAUGAUUAUAGUAUUGGGUUACUACUCUGUCUGUCAGCCAUAGAGGAUGAUUAUAGUAUUUGGUUACUACUCUGUCUGUCAGCCAUAGAGGAUGAUUAUAGUAUUGGGUUACUACUCUGUCUGUCAGCCAUAGAGGAUGAUUAUAGUAUUGGGUUACUACUCUGUCUGUCAGCCAUAGAGGAUGAUUAUAGUAUUGGGUUACUACUCUGUCUGUCAGCCAUAGAGGAUGAUUAUAGUAUUGGGUUACUACUCUGUCUGUCAGCCAUAGAGGAUGAUUAUAGUAUUGGGUUACUACUCUGUCUGUCAGCCAUAGAGGAUGAUUAUAGUAUUGGGUUACUACUCUGUCUGUCAGCCAUAGAGGAUGAUUAUAGUAUUGGGUUACUACUCUGUCUGUCAGCCAUAGAGGAUGAUUAUAGUAUUGGGUUACUACUCUGUCUGUCAGCCAUAGAGGAUGAUUAUAGUAUUGGGUUACUACUCUGUCUGUCAGCCAUAGAGGAUGAUUAUAGUAUUGGGUUACUACUCUGUCUGUCUGUCAGCCAUAGAGGAUGAUUAUAGUAUUGGGUUACUACUCUGUCUGUCAGCCAUAGAGGAUGAUUAUAGUAUUGUGUUACUACUCCGUCUGUCAGCCAUAGAGGAUGAUUAUAGUAUUGGGUUACUACUCUGUCUGUCAGCCUUAGAGGAUGAUUAUAGUAUUGGGUUACUACUCCGUCUGUCAGCCAUAGAGGAUGAUUAUAGUAUUGGGUUACUACUCUGUCUGUCAGCCAUAGAGGAUGAUUAUAGUAUUGGGUUACUACUCUGUCUGUCAGCCAUAGAGGAUGAUUAUACUAUUGGGUUACUACUCUGUCUGUCAGCCACAGAGGAUGAUUAUACUAUUGGGUUACUACUCUGUCUGUCAGCCAUAGAGGAUGAUUAUAGUAUUGGGUUACUACUCUGUCUGUCAGCCAUAGAGGAUGAUUAUAGUAUUGGGUUACUACUCUGUCUGUCAGCCAUAGAGGAUGAUUAUAGUAUUGGGUUACUACUCUGUCUGUCAGCCAUAGAGGAUGACACAGUUGAUGUGUGAUGGGAGGGGCAGCUGGCAGCCCCAGUCAGAGCAGAACAGUUGUAACAGCCCUGUCCCUCUGCCCGUGCUGCUAAUAAUGACUAUUUGUGGGCUGCUGCUCUGUGUCCACAGCCUCUCACAGUGACCACGCCGUCACUCACCACAGCUGAAAACAUGGCCGACCUCAUAGACGGCUACUGUCGCCUGGUCAACGGAGCCACCCAGUCCUUCAUCAUACGGCCACAGAAAGGUACGUCUUCCUCACACACACACACACACACACACUGUCUCAAAAACAUACCAGGAGGUACCAGUGUGUGUUCAUUUUACUAGAUGGUUUUUAAGAUUGUGUUGCUAGUGGGACACUGACAGUUGCACUCUGCCUUCGACACACACACACACACACACACACACACACACACACACACAAAUAUAUACAGUUUGAGUUCGUAUGGGGGCUGCUUACCUGCUUAUGGUGUUGACGAUUGUGUUGUGGCAGUCACAGAUGUCCCACACACCGUCUCAAAAAGAUACUACUACUAAGAAUUAUUACUGUAGUUGAAGUUUGUUUGGGUUUGAGUGUUAACAUUACUAGGUUUUCAAGAUUGCGUUGCUCCAGUGAUGGUCACAGAUUCACUCUGCCUUGUGUGAUGUUCUCAUUUCAGUCUAAAUGGACUGCAUUGUAUUAGGUCAUCUCCAAACAUUAGGCAAUCGCCGCAACAGUAGACUGUAGUGUUAUUUUUUAACUCUUCCCGUUUUCUAAGGUUUCCAGUUGUAGUUUGAUUUGGAAAUACACUCAUACAGAAUUGUUUUGUUGUGGUCAUGACUUCCCCGAUGCCUUUAUUACACAUUGAUAGUAGUUGUAGGUGAAUUCACUGUCAAUACUCAAUGCCUUUAUCAGUCUGAUAGAGAUCUGGUUUAUUUUCAACAAAAAACACCUUAGUCUUUGCUUGAAGCAGAUAUGUUGUUGUUGUUGUUUUUUGGGGGGGGGGGGGGGGGGGGGGGGGGGGGGGGGGGGGUGUUAAGCCUUGUUUGGAGUUGGACUGUCUGCUCUUUCUUUUGUGGGAGUAGAGGGGAGUAGGGGAACACUUGAAACAGGCUAUUCCUCUCCUGUGCUUGUGAUUCCCCCCCCCCCCCCCACCCACCAAAAAACAAAAAACAAAACAAACAAAAAAAAAAAAAACAAAAAAAAAAAAAAAAAACAAACAAAACAACAAAAACAAAAACAAAAACCAAAAAAAACAACAAAACAAACCAAAAAACCACACCCACAACCACACCAACCACAACCCCCACCCACAACCUAACCCAAUAACACAAACCAAAAACAAAACAGUACAUACAGGACAAUGCUACCAACCAACCCCAUCUGUUUUUCUUUUGACUCAAUGUAACAGCGAUGUUCGGACGCUGCUGACAAUCUCCUCUAUCACAAGGGAGGCACAUGCCCAAUCCCCACAGAUAAACACAACAUCAGGGUCUACUGUAUGGUACGGGUAUAUUUUGAAUGUUCAUUCACAUAAAAACCUAUAUGAUAGUGUAAACAUAAAGAACUGUGUAAGAAAGAAAGAAACAAACAAGAAACCAUCUGGUCAGUAAAUCUAUUUGUAGGACUCCUAGCGUCAGCUCUGUUGCCGGUAAUAGGCUACGGCAGCGGUCGGCAAACCUUUUCCAUUUGGAGUACAAAGUUAUCGUACCAUUUCUACUGAUCUACGUGCCAGUUUUGAUUUCCAUAUGCACAUUUCCGAGGAACAGUUUCAUUUAAUUUAUAAUAGUCUUCAUAUCUCAAAAUCAAUGUCAUGUGGUUAAUCAAAAUUCUAUCUUAAAUGAAAAUGAUACAAAUCUAAAAGUAACUUCUAUUGCCAUUGCCAAUAUGUAAAAGUAGCCUACAUAAAGCAAACAUAUAAAAACAUUGCAGCCUGCAGGUAGAAAAUAUCCUGAUAAAAAUAAAUAUCCUAUAAAUCACAUUGGCUACGCAUGGCCUGUCUGCAAGGAACUUGAAACAUUCUAUCAACUAUUAACUUGGUCAGGCCAAAGCUUGUACUAGCAAACUUGCAACAUUGGAGAGAGCUGGAAAUAUUUUUCAAAUAGGCUACAUUGAGGAGCUAUUGUCAUUCUCAAUUGAUGUAAAAACAGACUUUGUUUACUUUCAGUUUGAGGCGAAGAAAAAAUUACUUUGAGAAGCUACACAAUGAUGGUGAGUUAAGACAAUCAGAAAUAGUAUCAGAUCCCCGAGUUAAGACAAUCAGAAAUAGUAUCAGAUCCCCAAAUGGGCACAUUUAUAGGCCUACAUUUGCGCAGAGGCCAGGUAGCCCAGGCCUACUUCUAUGCGUAAUCAGGUGCGUGUCCUUACUCAAGAUUGACAGAAGCGCUCCAAACAAAAGACAAUGAAUAAAUUGACAACUCGUAAAUGGAAUGAAAUAAACCAAAACUUUUUCCUCACAAGUGUAGCAUAGGUUGUGCACUCUGCAAACAACGUGCCCACUCCUACAAUGACAACGGUAAGACUGUAAUAAUAAUAUAUUGAAUGCAUUACAGUAACCAAACAAACAUUGUAGAAUAAAAAUUAUGGUAAUUAACGGUAAAUGUACUACUGGGUGAUACUGGUCUGCCAUCCCCGCGUACUCUGCAAUGGAUUACUCCACUCAGACAGGCGUGAAUAAAUUAUUUGUAUAUAUUUGCCACUGCUCGAUUUAAAAAAAUCUCGGUCGACCAGCCUAUCGACCAAACAAUCAGUCGACUAAAUGGGGUCAACCCUAUUUCAGCUAGAGCUAGAGGGGUGUUUUCCACAAUCACACCUUUUCUCUCUCUCUCGAGGUUAGAGAGAGAGAGAGAGAGAGGCUAGAGAGAGAACAGAGAACGAGAGGGGGAUGAGAGAAGACAAAAGAUGGGAGUACUAGCUCCUCUCUCCUCUUCUCUCUCUCUCUCUCUCUCUCUCUCUCUCUCUCUCUCUCUCCUCCCUCUCCCUCUCUGCUCUUUGGCUCUCUGGGCUUUGGUCAAAUAAGGAUAAACGUUAUGGAGCCAAAUAUUUUCCACUUAGUGUUUUCAAACACUUGUAAAGGCUCUCUCUCUCGCUCUCUCUCUACAUCUCUCUCUCUCUCUCUCUCUCUCUCUCUCUCUCUCUCUCUCUCUCUACAUGCCUUGCUCUCUCUCUCUUUAGCUCAAAUAACAAACUCUUCUAAAAAGCUGUUUAAACAGUUCUGGGGUAGAAUCCUGAUAAAUAGUUCUCUACAGUAGGAUCUUCUCAGAAUUCCUCCUCCCUAGUCCCCAUAUUGGUCCUGCACCUCAACACUAGAUCCUUCCAAGGCUGUUCAGUGGCUCCAGGAGGAGAAUGGUUCUCAGAAUAUUGUGGAUGUUUUCCAUUUAGCCCCAGAGAUCGUUUUCAGGAAUGCACUUGAACCUCCUGGAGUUGCUGUGGACGCUGUUGAUUUACUAACUGGUUUUAGGUUUGGGAAUUUCCCUUGUUGAUCCACUCGGUCUCUGCCCUUUACCCUGCAGGGUACCCAACAAUGAGAAGAAGGUAGUAGAGGGGGUGGUCCGGAGCGCCGGGGUGCGUGCCAUCUCUGUCUCAGGUAAGAGAUCAGUGCCUCAUCAAUAUCUCUGACUGUCUUAUUGUACUGUACAUAGCUGGGCUAUUGAUGGAAGUCCAUAUAUGGGUGGCUGUUGGAGCGAAGAUGACCACGCUUUUAUCAGAUAAUCACUCUCAAGCUGAUCCCAGAUGCUUCCGUCCAUUGAUCUGUAAAACCACUGGAUAUUAGUAAGUAUUAGAUAUCUAAUGCUCAACCUAAUAUUGCAUGAACGCCCUUACUUGGAUGUUUGUGGGUAUUAAUAUGGUUGGCUAUACUUCCAGGAUUACAAGCUAGCUAGAUGGUUACCGUGGAGGUUUCCCAGACGAUCUGAUGUUGUCACUCAGAUCAUAAAAGUGCCUCUUAUUUUUAUUCAGUUGAGGCAACGAUUUAGCAGCGGCAGUGCGCCUUUGAAUUGCACGAGGCACAUCUAUCACACUGGAACGUAACACUGCAGCCUUAACAUGCUUGUGGAUUAGCAACUGGCAGGAGGAGUCACUGCUAAGGAGAUGGGGAGGACGGGAGGGGAUUGGCAGGGUGAGGAGGGUAUGAGGGGGCCAGCAGGUGCCAAGGCCUGCAGCUGGAGAUGCCCAUGCAAACACAACCCCCCCCCCCCCUCCUCGACGAAGAUGCACACACAUUUUUUUCUCGAGGCAAGCCGAAGUCUACGGCCCUUCGUCGGUCAUUGGUCAACAGUAGGGAUUCUUCAAUGAAGUGUUUGUUGUCUUUCAACGAUAGACGACUCGUUUUCAUGCACAUUUUGUUCACUUGAACAAAUACUGCUGUAAAAUUGUGCGACUAAGAUCUCCUCUGCAAAAAGUGCAAAAUAAUGACAGAUUUCUUGAGUUAUCUUCGAUUAGUUUUGACUAUUUUGGGGAAGGGUAUACUGGCUAAGGCGUCUCAAGAUGGACAAACAGUACUAUUGCCGCUUUUUCUGGUUUUUCAAACAAAGGCAGUAUGCGAGACAUUUGUUGGGUUCACGUAGCUGAACUCGGCUAGGCGCCAGCCCAACCAAAGCAUGUUGAUGCCUUUAGACUCAGGAGCAGUUGGGUCCACGCUUUAGCUUCACUUACGUAUCAUUAGCAUCAGACAAGGAGAAUGACUGUCUUGUCCAUUGUGUUUCACAGCUCUCCUCUCUCACUCUGUCUCUCUCUCUGUCUCGCUCUCCCCUCUGGGACGGUUGACGGGGAAAGAGCGACCCAGAGCCAAGGAACGGGCGAGGGGAGAGCAGAAAAGAGAGAGAGAAAAGAGGAGGAGAAAAGAGAAAAGCGAGAAGAGAAAGAAGAGAGGCAAGAGAGAAGCCAGAAGCGAGCCAAACGCAUGGGCGAUAGAAAAAAGCGAUCAGACGAAAAGAGAGAGAAAUAGCCCACAGAGACAGAGAGAGAAACCGCGCGGAAAAAAUCGCUCAUACCCUCUUCUCUCGCCUCGCUAGUCUCCGCAGCUCUACUAUCUCUCUCUCUCUCUCUCUCUCUCUACAUCUCUCUCUCUCUCCCUUCCUCCCUACAUCCUUUUGCCUCCCUCUCUCUUCCCCAGUCUAUUUCUCUUAAUCUUCUAAAUGUCAGAGGCCUGUGAUGUGGCUGGUGAAUGUUAAUAGCCUGGGGGGCUGCAGUUACAGAUAAAGGCCUGAUUGAAGGGGUUGGACAGGCCCUGUUAACUGACCAGGGGUCAGAGAUUAGGGGAGUAGAGAGUCAGACAGUAUGGUAUCAAAGAGAUGCUUGUGUUCUAUGCUGCUGAGAGCUUGUCUCUGAGGUUGGGAGGGUCAGAGGGUGUCAUAGGGUGAUAUUAAGUGUCGUAGGGUAUCUUAGGGUGCGUCAGCUCUCUUGUAGCUACACAGUGAUGUAAAGGUUGAGGAGUGUAGUACUCACAGAUAGUAUAUUCCAGAUAGAUGGUUAAGAGUUUACUGAUUUGUUUUAAACAAUAUGGUUUGAUGAUUUUUUAGCAUAUGCCCACAGUAGGCCUAUCUAUAUAAACACUUCUUUAAAUGCAGUUUUUGAAACAAACUAUGGGAUAAGUCUCCUCUCUACCACUGUCAGUAAUUAAUAGUCAUACUGGUUGUUUCAGUUGCACUGUCAGACUGGAUGCUAUUUCAUAGUGGGUUGAAAAAAAUAUGUUUUGGGAGUUUUUACAAUUUAUUCAGACAGUGAGGAAGAUCGUAAGGGGAGACAGCCAAGUGGGAGAAACAGUGAGAAAGGUGGACGCGGGAAUCGAACCCCAGUCUCCGGUGGGGAGUUGUAUAUGUGACUUAUGCUGAGAAGUGUUACCACCACACUACAGCUCUGCACUUGAUAGUGGACAUUUUGCCACAUAUCAAAAACACUGAGGUUAAACGGAGUGUUAAUGGAGUGUGUUCUGAGACGGUCUGAGUUCCAUGUUUACACCAGUUCUUGAUACCAUCCAUCAAUGCUAUUACUCAGAAAGGGCUCAGAGAGAAAAGCCCUAAAAAAAAAGCUAAAGCAUAAAUCCAAUAUAUUUAACUGAAUUCAUUCGAUAUUGUGUCAGUGUACAGUCAUAUCCAAGACCUUUUGAAGAAGUGGAAAUCAAUUCCUUAGCCCCGGUGUAGAAUAGUGAAGGAUUUAUUACUAUGCUGUCAGAAAUGACGUAUUUAAAGUGAGGCUAGCGCUGCCAUGUCGGUUUUGACUACCCUGUUGGUCGGUAUAAGAAAGGAGAGAUUGAUUAAUAUUUUUAUUAUUGACGUAUUUCAUGUAGUUUCAUAACAGGCAUGCCAGAGUGAUAAUGAUUUCUGAGGUGUAAAUGGAAAUUUAAAAUGUUCUCUGGAAUAUGGGAAAAGUUUCGGACUCCGUCACACCAACAUUCAUCACUCCUUCACAAAUGCUGUCUGCUGCUCAAUGUGUGUUCUGUGGUGAAGUUGCCCCUAGACACUGAUCUGGGGUCAGUUUAGCAUUUUCCCCACUAAUGGUUAAGGUUAGGAUUGACAGAGGGGAAGCUGAUCCUAAAUGUGUACCUGGGGGAAACACCCCAGAGCUUUUUUUGUCAGAAGCACUAUUCAUCUCUUCUUCUCACCAUCUCUCCCGCUCUCUCAUCCCUCUCUCUGAUUGGCUGAAGACUCUGUCAACUCUGUGAUCCCAACACCUCCUAAACCUGCUAAAGCCAGGCGCUUUCUCCUUCCUUUUGUCUACUGUGCACAUGACUCUUCGUCAAAGGGUACCACUGCUCUGAUUGGCUGACUAGACUGACCCUGCUUCCUGUUUUUCUCUGACUAACCAUGUCUGCCACACUGAGUGCCCAAAUCCCCAACGCACACACACACACACACACACACACACACACAAACAAACACACAGGGCCACGUAACAAGUGUGUAGGGGAUUGAGGUGAAGUGUGGAGAUGUCAAUAGAAAGUUCUGUUGAGAAACCCUCUCUAAAAAUGCCUGACAAAGCAACAGCUACAAUGGCCGAACAGAACUAGCCUGCCGGGAAAAAAGGAAUAUCUCCUCAAUGAGAUUAAACACAUCUCAUCGCUCAUGCCCUAUCCCUGUCGUGUCUUAGAAUAAAACACCUUUAAACCGAUCCAGCUUUCCAAGACUGCAAGAUCAAAUUAAUUACACAUUUAAUUUUUUCCCGGGAAGGUGUGUCGCCUGCUGAUUGUAGUCGAGUCACGGCCCGCAAAACCAAUAGAGGCUGAGUCCCAAAUGACACCCUAUUGCCUUAUGGGCCAUGGUCAAAAGUAGUGCACUAUAAAGGGAAUAAGGUGCUAUCCCCAUUUGGGAUGCACCAGAGCCUGACUGGGCUGUUACUGGGCUGAUGGUGCAGGACUGCUGUAAGGCCACGUCAGCAACCAGGCAGAUGACCUAUAGCUUCUGAGAGGUUAAAGAUGAAACACCCUUUAAUAGCUUUCUGACUUAAUAACCAUCUGUUUAUAUUGCUAUAAUCACACAGAUGUAGAUAUCCUAUAUAUCGCUAUAAAUUCAGCUGGAUUUUGCCAGCUGAGUUUAUGCCCUCAAGGAUGUGUAAAAACAAAAAUAAUCUAACUACAAAGUUAACCAACACCAGAGAGGAAGAUGCGAAGCAAGAGGGUUUACUCCGCUCAAAAUCUGUACACAAAAAUAAGCCCUCGAAGUGAGGAAUUCUUGUAUGGAGGUCAAUGAGAAAGUUUCGAAUUUGGUCAACAAAAAACGUAAUUGCUAAUUUGCUACGUGGGGCUUAUUUGAUCAAAUAUACGUUUCGUAAUGGUUAGGUUGUUACGAAUGCACUGAUGUAAGUGGACGCACCUGGUAUUUCGGCAACUUUGAAAAAAUCAACUUUUAUAUUGGAGUUGUGCCUGUUGUUCACACACGUAUCUGCCCACUCAAUGGCUAGAACGGUCCCACCUGAUCUCGCCUCUUCCCAUGCUAAGAAUAGCCAGGUGAUAGCCAAUUAACUCCACCGACCCCGCUCCGAACAAUGCUGGCUGGAGUUCACUGCUCUGGCCGUCCCUUCAACCAAACUCAAUCAGGUUCCACACAUUCCAACGACAGACUAACUCAAUUUAAAGUAGAAGCUUUCCCACUGAUACUAAAUAAAAGCAUGGAUUGGAUACACUGUUGAAAUGCCCAGUCACUGCUUGUCUUGAGGGAAGGUGUCACGGUAACAAUUAUUAAACUCAUUUUGAAUGAAUAUACCUUGUCUUUUAUACUUUUCCAUAUAAUUGGUUGAAAAAUUGUGGGAUAAAGGAUAAGGAGAGAGAGAGGAAGAGAGAACGAGAAGGAAAGAGGAGUAGAGAAGAGAGAGAGAGAGAAGAGAGAAAAAAAAAGAGGAGAGAAGAGAGAGAGAAGAGGAGAGAAAACAAGAGAGAGAGGCAAAGAGAGAGAGAGAGAGAGAGGGAGAGAGAGAGAGAAAAAAAAGGUAGGAGAGAAGAGAGAAGGAGAGAGAGAGAAAGAGAGAGAGCAGAGAGAGAGAGAGAGAGAGAGAGAGAGGGAGAGAGAGAGAGAGAGAGACGAGAGGAGAGAGAGAGAGAGAGAGAGAGAGAGAGCGAGAGAGGAGAGAGAGGGGAGAGAAACGAGAGAGAGAGAGAGGGAAGACUAAACAGAUAGAAAAAGAGAGAGAGAGAAAGAAAAAAGAGCAGAGAGCAGAGACGCUAGAAGAGAGAAACAGAGCGAGGUCGAUCUACUAUACGCAGAAGGCGUAGAGAUAAAAAAUGUAUAGAUUACUAUCUUCUCUAAGAGCGCUCUAUCACUCUCUCUCUCUCUCUCUCCUUCUCUCUCUAUCUCUCUAUCUCUCUCUCUCUCUUCUCUCUUCUUCCUCUCUCCCCUUUCUUUCUCUCUCUCCCUCAUUCUCUCUGUUUUGCAUGCUCUCCUUGGACCUGCAGAGGAUUGUAGUGGGGAUGGUAAUGUUUGGCUUCUUUUAAUAUUUCCCUCCAUUCCUUCCUGUCACCUGCUACUAACUCACUGGGGCCAUGAGGGAUUCUGGGGGUUUGUGUUGUGUUGUGUGUAUGACUCUACUGUAUGUUCCCUAUGAUGACUCAUGAAUCAUAUCAAUCACAUGAAUCAUGAAUCAAAUUAAAUGAAUCUGUUGUUAUCUAUCUGCUUCUAGAGGUUUGUCAUUGGUAAUGCACUAAUCAUGCAAUAGACGUGAUUGGAGUUAGGGAAUCAAUGUAACUUUUAACGUCUCUAGAAAAUGUGCUGAAAAUUGUGCUGAAAUCUGUCCGAGGUGCAGUGCUGCCAUGUGAUUCGAAUCGAUUGAGUUUGAGCCUGUCUACAGUGCCAAAUUGGCGGGGUUUGAACUUUUGGGACUAUUCCAUUGGUUCCAUGGUGCCAGACAAGCCUAAUCAAUCACAGAUUAAAGUAUUUGAAAGAAAACAAAUGCUAGGCUGUUUGAACCCAGGUUUGUUCAGUUUUUCUGUCCUAAAAUCUGAACCGGUAUUCACAAAGAGUCUCAGAUUAGGCAUGCUGAUCUAGGAUCAGUUUUUCAUUUUUUAUCACAAUGAAUAAGAUUAGAUAGACAAUGGGGGAACAUGAUCCUAGAUCAGCACUCCUGCUCUCUGCCUGCGUCUUUAAGGGCCCAGCUCCAAGCCCUCUCCCAGCUCGGCCCCGUGAAGAGAGCUGAGUUUGGCUGGAAGAGCAGAGCUCCGUGGCACUGCUUUCCUUCCUGUCUAAAAUGGGCCGCCUGGCGGCUGGCUAAACACUACACGAUCUGGUGUUCUCCCUUCCCUAAGAGGAACAGUAGCCAAGACGGCACAGCUAGCGAAUGACCAUUUUCGAUCAAGUCAAGAUUGGACAGCCAGAGGCCGUUCACAUACUGUAAACACCUAAGUCUGUUUAUCUAGGGGAUGGGGGAUGGCAGGGAGCUCGGCCUAGUGAUGGACUGGACCGUGCACACUACUCUCUGUAGAGCUCUUCUCUCUCUUUCUCUCUCGUGAAGAGAAAGGGAAUAACUGGUUCCAUCCCCCCCCUCCGUCUCCACGUCCCCUCUCCUCCCCUCUUCUUCACCCCUAACCCAGAAGCCCAGCUGUACUGCUGAGUUCUGAUUGGCUAGACAGACAGACAGAGCAGACAGAUAUGCGGCUGAAACUGUGAGAGUUUCGAGCGCAAAUGCUUGUGUUUCUGUGUGUGUUUACUGUACGAGGCCGAGUGUGUGCGUGUACGAGAGAACGCGUGUGUCUCGCUCUGUGUCCGGCAGUGUGGGAAUUUGCCGAGGAGCACUUGCUAUGUGACUCGCAUAUUUAUUUUCAGCUGGCUGUAGUUACUUGUGUGAAAGGGGGUAUGUGUCUGGCUAGCUUUAUCUGUGUGUAUCCGUCUCUGGAGGUGGUGUGUGUGUGUGACUGGACUGACCACGAGGCUGUUGUGUUUCUGCAGAGACAGACGAUUAUGCUGAGAUUAUAGACGAAGAGGAAACCUACACCAUGCCCUCAAGUAAGUACAGCUCCAUGCUCCCUGGUAUUGUAGUACAGUAUGUUAAUGUUAAUGUCUGUUGUCCAGACUGUCUCAAGGGAUCCAGUCCAGAUGUGUUUUCUCUAAUUCUCUUUCACGUUCUCUCUCUUGGUCUCUAUCUUCUCUUUCUAUCUGUCUCUCUAUCUCUCUCAUUCUUUUUCUCUCUCUCUCUCUCGUUCUUUCUAUCUCUCGUUCUUUCUCUAUCUCUCGUUCUGUCUCUCUCUCUCGUUCUGUCUCUCUCUCGUUCUCUCUCUCUCGUUCUGUCUCUCUCGUUCUGUCUCUCUCUCUCGUUCUGUCUCUCUCUCUCUCGUUCUGUCUCUCUCUCGUUCUCUCUAUCUUGGUCUCUUUCCUCUUUCUCUUCUUCUUUCUGUCUGUCUCUCUCUUUCUCACUCUUCGUCCUUCUCUCUCUAUCCAAAUUCCCUUGAACGUGGCCCCGGUACUGAUUUGUGAACUAUUUUCUCCCCCUAAGGCUCUGUGGAUUUGUUGAUGCGGCUGCUGGAGCCUGUAGAGUCCACCAAAUACCAGACACACUGCCUGUGUGUGUCUUUUCUAGGAAACGUAACUACUCUAACAGUCAGAUUGUCUGGUACACUCAAUGUUUGGUUGUCAUGGUGACAGUGUAAGACUCUACACAUACUGUAACAUCUAUGCUUUAAAAUGUGGGAAACAGGUUAGUCACAUAUUCAUAUUGAUGGUCUGCCUAUGAUCCUUGCCUCACUUAAUACUGCUGUCAUGAUGCUGUCCAAAUCAGAUACUGAUUCUGUUCCAUUAUGAUUUACUGAUAGUUUAAGAAAAUAUCCAGGGAAAGCCUAGUAGUACAUCAUCAGCAAAAACCUAAUAUCUGUCACAAAUGUUGAUUAUUAUUAAAUUGAAUAGUCAUGUCAUUGAGUAGUCCUCAUUCAGGACUAAAUAUGACAGGUGCCCUUUAAGUGUACUGCAGUGAAAGAAUGAGUUAGUCAUAGAAUUAGAAUCACUAGAAUUAGUUAGUCAUAGAAUUAGGACCAUUAAAAUGAGUUACAGUCAUAGAAUUAGAAUCACUAGAAUGAACAUAGCCCCUCAGACCAUUGUACACCCAUAGCCGCCAGUACACCCGCCACGGAACAUUGACUUCAAUGGGAAUGUCUGUUCUAAUAAUUGGAAUUAUAUGUCUCCAGUAACCCCAGGGUCCGUAGUGACCAUGAUACUGAGUCUCCAGUAACCCCAGGUCCUUAGUGACCCAUGAUGCUGAGUUCCAGUAAACCCCAGGUCCUAGUGACCAUGAUGUGGGUCUACAGUAACCCCAGGUCCUUAGUGACCAAUGAUGCUGAGUCUCCAGUAACCCCAGGUCCUUAGUGACCAUGAUGCUGAGUCUCCAGUAACCCCAGGUCCUGUAGUGACCAUGAUACUGAGUCUCCAGUAACCCCAGGUCCUUAGUGACCAUGAUGCUGAGUCUCCAGUAACCCAGGUCCUUAGUGACCAUGAUGUGAGUCUCCAGUAACCCCAGGUCCUUAGUGACCAUGAUGCUGGGUAUCCCGUAACCCCCAGGUCCUUAGUGACCAUGAUGCUGAGUCUCAGUAACCCCAGGUCCUUAGUGACCAAUGAUGCUGAGUCUCCAGUAACCCCAGGUCCGUAGGACCAUGAUGCGGGGGUUUCCCGUAACCCCAGGUCCUUAGUGACAUGAUGCUGAGGGCCCAGUAACCCCAGGUCUUAGUGACCAUGAUAAUGAGUCUCCCUAACCCAGGUCCGUAGUGACCAUGAUGCGAGGUCUCCAAGUAAACCCAGGAAUUAGUGACCCUGAUGCUGAGUCUCCAGUUUAACCCAGGUCCUUAGUGACCAUGAUUUCUGAGUCUCCAGUAACCCAGGUCCGUUUGUGACCAUGAUACUGAGUCUCAGUAACCCCAGGUCCGUAGUGGGCCAUGAUGCUGGGUCUCCAGUAACCCCCGGUCCGUUUCUGACCAUGAUACUGAGUUCCAGUAACCCCAGGUCCUUUGUGACCAUGUACUGAGUCUCCAGUAACCCCAGGUCCUUAGUGACCAUGAUGCGAGUCUCCAGUAACCCAGGUCCUUAGUGACCAUGAUGCUGAGUCUCCAGUAACCCAGGUCCUUAGUGCCAUGAUGCUGAGUCUCCAGUAACCCCAGGUCCGUAGUGGACCAUGAUACUGAGUCUCCAGUAACCCCAGGACCUUAGUGACCAUGAUGCUGAGUCUCCAGUAACCCCAGGUCCUUAGUGACCAUGAUACUGAGUCUCCAGUAACCCCAGGUCCUUAGUGACCAUGAUACUGAGUCUCCAGUAACCCCAGGUCCUUAGUGACCAUGAUGCUGAGUCUCCAGUAACCCCAGGUCCUUAGUGACCAUGAUGCUGAGUCUCCAGUAACCCCAGGUCCUUAGUGACCAUGAUACUGAGUCUCCAGUAACCCCAGGUCCUUAGUGACCAUGAUGCUGAGUCUCCAGUAGCACCAUGAUACUUAGUCUCGUGGGAUCACAUGAGGCAUGAACACAAUAGCCCCUGCAGCGGUGUAGUCUGCCUCCCAAAUGGCACGCUAUUCCCUACAUAGUGCACUUAUUUUGACCAGAGCCCAUUGGCCCUGGUCAAAAGUAGUGCAUUAUAUUGGGAAUAGGGUGCCAUUUGGGACGUGUAGCUGAUUCACCAGGCUGUGGAGUGGACUGGGCCAGCUGACUCAUAAGACUGUCUGGUCUGUGAAAGAAAGAAAGAGUUCCUCUGUAACAAGGAGCUCUGUGUAUGAAGACUGAGUGUGCCAUCGCACACUUACACUGGAGACCAGAGCUCUCUCCAUUCAAAAAAGUAAUCUAUCCAGCAUAUAUACGUUUCUUUGUACCACAUGGGGAUUUGAGACCAAGGAUAAUGCAGAGUCCCAAAUGGCACCCUAUUUCCUGUUUAGUGCACUACUUAUGACUAGGGCCCAUAGGGAAUAGUAGUUAGAAUAGGGUGCCAUCUGAGACACAGCCUAAAUAACACAUAGAUUUAUAGAGGAUCAAGUGUUGCGAUACUAAAGCUUCAACACGUGUAAGGAGACAUCUAAUGUAACAUAUUGUUGUUAGACAGGCUAACCUGUUUUUCCCCAUUGACACCCAGCUCUGUGCACCAUCUGUCUCAGAAGGUGGUUCUUUAAACCCCAUAACUUCUAUUCCCCUUGGUCCUACUUUCUUCUCUGUGUGUGUCUCCUGGUCUGUGGUGAAUGGUUUCUAAAAGCCACCUCUCUUUAUCCUAACCGCCCAGCAGUGAGCUAUGGAGUAGACGAAGGUAACACUGUCUGUCUGUCUCUCUGUCUCUCUCUCUCGCUUCUCUCUCUCUCUCUCUCUCUCUCUCUCUCUCUCUCUCUCUCCUCUAUCUCUCUCUCUCUCUAUCUCUCUUCUCUCUCUCUCUUCCUCUCUCUCUCUCUCUCUCUCUCUCUCUGUUGUCCAUCAUGGUUGUGAUUGUGGUUAUGUACUGUACUAGAACGGCUCAUUCAACUCUGCUACUGGAAAAUAGGUUUAAAUCAAUUAAUUACAUUCUCUCCAAAAUCAAAGUUUGACAGACUUUUCAGAUCCAGCCAUAUGCCUCGAUCCCAAAUGAAUUUGAAAGAUAGGAAUUGUUUAAUUUCAUCAGCUUAGACGGUAUCCAUCUUUCGCAUUCCAUUUAAACCCCUGAAAAACGUUGAAUUUGAAGUGAACUAUUGCUUUAGUACUGUUUGCUUAACCCAAGUAGCCUAUCUCUCUAGCCGUGAGAUGAAGCAAUCUCACCCAAUCAGCACCAGAGGUGAAUGUGUCUUCAAUAGUGUGAUUGUUCAAUUGACUUAUUUAUUUAUUAUUCAUGUUCUUGAUGUGUUUCUUCAUUGGUUUUCCUUUAAUUGCUUUAACUUUUUGUUGUGAAAUUCCAUUUAUCAUCCAUUCGUUUUGUUUGUUAUGUGUCUGUCUGGGGAGAAAAUGUGCAAUUAUCUUAACUGAAACGGAUACAUCAAACCAGUGGUAGCCUGUUGUAAUUUGAAAUACGCAGGGAGGAGCAAAUAUAUUGAGUGCUACAUACAUGUGUGUUGACAUCACUACAGCCUGGUCAUUUUCUGUUGCAGUGUGUAUGUCAUUGCCUGGUGUUGUGUGUGAAUGGCCUUAUACAGAUACACUAUAUAUACAAAAGUAUGUGGACACCACUUCAAAUUCGGCUAUUUCAGCCACACCCGUUGCUGCAGGUGUAUAAAAUCGAGCACACAGCCAUGCAAUCUCCAUAGACAAACAUUGGAAGUAGAAUGGCUUUACUGAAGAGCUCAGUGACUUUCAACGUGGCACCGUCAAGUCAGUUCGUAAAAUGCCUGCCCUGCUAGAGUUGCACUGUUCAACUGUAAGUGCUGUUAUUGUGAAGUGGAAACGUUUAUGAGUAACAAAGGCUCAGCCGCGAAGUGGUAGGCCACACAAGCUUACAGAACAGGACCGCCGAGUGCUGAAGCGACACUCACUACCAAGUUCCAAACUGCCUCUGGAAGCAAUGUCAGCACAAUAACUGUUCGUCAGGAGCUUCAUGAAAUGGGUUUCCAUGGCCGAGCAGCCGCACACAAGCCUAAGAUCACCAUGGGCGAUGCAAAGCGUCAGCUGGAGUGGUGUAAAGCUCGCCGCCAUUGGACUCUGGAGCGGUGAAAACGCAUUCUCUGGAGUGAUGAAUCACAUUUCAUCAUCCGGCAGUCCGACGGACAAAUACCUGCCCCAAUGCAUAUUGCCAACUGUAAAGUUUGGUGGAGGAGGAAUAAUGGUCUGGGGCUGUUUUUCAUGGUUUGGGCUAGGCCCCUUAGUUCCAGUGAAGGGAAAUCUUAACGUACAGCAUACAAUGACAUUCUAGACGAUUCUGUGCUUCCAACUUUGUGGCACCGUUUGGGGAAGGCCCUUUCCAGUUUCAGCAAGACAAUGCGAGGUCCAUACAGAAAUGGUUUGUCGAGAUCAGUGUGGAAGAACUUGACUGGCCUUCACAGAGCCCUGACCUCAACCCCAUCAAACACCUUUUUGGGAUGAAUUGGAACACCUACAGUGAGCCAGGCCUAAUCGCCCAACAUCAGUGCCCGACCUCACUAAUGCUCUUGUGGCAGAAUGGAAGCAAGUCCCCGCAGCAACGUUCCAACAUCUAGUGAAAAGCCUUCCCAGAAGAGUGGAGGCUGUUAUAGCAGCAAAGGGGGGACCAACUCCAUAUUAAUGCCCAUGAUUUUGGAAUGAGAUGUUCGACGAGCAGGUGUCCACAUACUUUUGGUAAUGUAGUUUAUGUACAGUACUACCGUCUACUGCAGUCAAAAUACAGCCAAGGCUUCUAGCUGUUAUUAUUAACAACCAAAAAUGGCCUCAUCAGCUCUUCCUUACUUGGGUUACCCAUCCAUUUGUGGCUUAGCUCACACACACACACAAACGCACGCACCCACACCACACCAUACCACACUGAACCACACCACACCGAACCACACAACACCACACCAUACCACACCACACAACUAACAGGGGUUAUCUUUCCCUCCCCAGCCAGGGACUAUGAGAUCCAGAGAGACAGGAUCGAGCUUGGACGCUGCAUCGGAGAGGGACAAUUUGGAGACGUCCACCAGGGAGUCUACAACAGCCCGGUAAAUAGUACAAGUAUAUAGUACUGUAACAAGUAUAUAGUAUUGUAUAAGUAUAUUGUACUGUAACAAGUAUAUAGUACUGUAGCAAGUAUAUAGUAUUGUAUAAGUAUAUAGUACUGUAACAAAGAAAUAGUACCGUAUCUGUCUUGCUAAAUGCAGACGAAGCAUCUCUCCUCUCACCCUCAAUCCCUACGUGUUCAUCUCAAUUCCACCCGACUGUUACUGUCUAGCUAAAUGCAUCUCUCUUCUCAUUUAUAUGUUCAAUAUUUUCAUGUACAUAAACUGACCCAAUGUUUUGUCUUAUGUCUGACUUCCAGGAGAAUCCCACUCUGAACGUGGCCAUUAAAACGUGCAAGAACUGCACAUCGGACAGCGUGCGCGAGAAGUUCCUUCAGGAAGCAUGUGAGUGUGCUGAAACGUGCUGUAAGCUGGUACUGUGUCACUGUGAUGGGCCUGAUAAUGACUGCGCACACACACACACACACACACACACUACCUGAUGGUAGUCUCAGGUUGCUUUACUCACUGGGUUUACAGUGUUCACCGACAGUUGAGGAAGGAAUGUGUUCUAUUUAAGGAAGCUGGUAACUGUAAACAUUGGCUUCGUUCCAAACGUCACUAUGUAGGGAAUAGGGUGCCAUUUAGCAUGCAGUGGUGUUUGAGCCUAUGUGUUAGACCUACCCCAGUUACUUUUUCUCUAUUCCUUUGAAAAACUCAAUCAAAUCUUAUUUUUUUAUUUAUUACAUUUUUUAGGGGGUAAUCAAAUGUUAGUCUACAGCUUUCCACUCUAGUGUUUCAACUGUUUGUUGAAAUCCUCACACCCCUUUGUGAUGUUUGUUCCUCAGUGACCAUGCGUCAGUUCGACCACCCCCACAUAGUGAAGCUGAUCGGUGUGAUCACAGAGAACCCGGUGUGGAUCAUCAUGGAGCUGUGCACGAUGGGAGAGGUGAGGCGUCCUGGGGGUUUGGUUGGCAGCCAGUAACCCAUACAAACACUGAGUAUGUUUUGAUAGAUAGGCUACGUGCAGUACGCAGAGGUGUUGUUGGAGUUCUUGUCAUUCUUGUAAUGAAUGGGAGAUCACAGAAGGCAGGAACAUGUUUGGAAAUAGGGCCACAGUUUCCUCUGUCGUUCACCUAGCUCUGUAAAAACGAAGAGGAUAAAUCUUAUUGACGUUUUAAUCUUCCAGUUGAGGUCCUUUUUACAAGUAAGGAAGUACAACCUGGACCUGUCAACGUUGGUCCUGUUCUCCCACCAGCUCAGCACAGCCUUGGCCUACCUGGAGAGCAAACGCUUUGUCCAUAGGUAAGACCAUGACCCAUUUAAGUUUUUACAUUUUCUAAUAUAUUUAUUUGUGCCACGCUGUCAAUAUUUAAGUACUCAAUGUUCCGUUUGCAGAAUUCCAGAAUCUUUCCAAAAUCCCCAGGUUUUCCAGAAUUCCUAGUUAUUGUGUAUCUCUUUGUGUGGAUCUCUUCAGGGACAUUGCUGCCAGGAACGUGUUAGUGUCUUCCACAGACUGUGUGAUGCUGGGAGACUUUGGCCUCUCCCGCUAUAUGGAGGACAGCUCCUACUACAAAGGUACAAACCUGUUUUAUACGGUCUCUGGUACAAACCCACUGACUUCCAGGCUGGUGUUUGAGCACCAUCUGCUGGUUGUGAAAGCCAUUGCAGAAUGUCUACGCGCUGAAGCACAUAUGUGUUUUUGUCUCAACGUCCAAUCUCUUUUUUCAGCUUCCAAAGGGAAACUUCCAAUCAAAUGGAUGGCUCCAGAGUCCAUCAACUUCAGACGCUUUACCUCAGCCAGUGAUGUGUGGAUGUUUGGUGAGUUUGGCAGCUACAAAUUACACACAUCUAGCUAUCAACUCCUGUGUUUGUGUCUGUCUAUGUCAUAUCUAGAGCCUGUCCUAACAGUCUUUCCCCACUCUCUCCCACAACUCGCUCAUCCCCUCUCAGAGUACGCCCGCCGCGCGCCGGCCGAGCAGGCGCGCGUACGCCCGCGACCGAGAGCCCGUCUCAGGCGACGCCAGCAGCGCUCCGCAAAGCGGAGACGACUCCCGUCCCCGACGAGCCGCCGCCUUCCCAACAGCCGGAAACAGUACGCAGCAGAAACAGCCCCGACACACCCUCCGGACGCUCAAGAGGAAUACCGCCGAAGCCACACACAGCCGCAUACCCAACUCCCGCUAGACCGCCGAUCGCUCCAACCCUCUCGUCCUCUACGCCCCUCACCCUUCUCCUCCCCUCCUCUCCCCCCCCUUCAUUCUCCUCUCUCUCCUCCCUCCUCUCUCCUCCCCUAUCCUAUCUCUCUCUUCUCUCCUCCCCUCUCCUCCCCUCCCUAACCUCUUUCCCCAACCUCCUUCCCCUCCCCCCUCCUCUCCAGGUGUGUGCAUGUGGGAGAUCCUCAUGUACGGUAUCAAGCCCUUCCAGGGGUGAAGAACAAUGAUGUCAUCGGGCGGAUAGAGAACGGAGAGCGUCUGGCCAUGCCUCACAACUGUCCCCCCACCCUGUACAGCCUGAUGACC
Messenger RNA from Coregonus sp. 'balchen', 21802 nucleotides. NCBI's taxonomy places the organism in Eukaryota, Metazoa, Chordata, Actinopteri, Salmoniformes, Salmonidae. The record is from the annotation of a GenBank genome assembly.